This is a messenger RNA of Anarrhichthys ocellatus (wolf-eel), 3684 nucleotides long. Its product is annotated as type II inositol 3,4-bisphosphate 4-phosphatase-like. Gene Ontology annotation, molecular function: phosphatidylinositol-3,4-bisphosphate 4-phosphatase activity. Bases 160 to 3237 code for a protein of 1025 amino acids. The record is from RefSeq and is a predicted model, not a curated record. Gene Ontology annotation, cellular component: cytoplasm. The transcript has 26 exons. Lineage: Eukaryota; Metazoa; Chordata; Actinopteri; Perciformes; Anarhichadidae.
AUCCGCUGUGGUUUACCACUAACAACAAACAGCGGCUGUAAAAGUAGGUUUUAGUCUCAGAAACUCUUAAAUGUUGCGGUUGUGAUGAAGAUGAUCAGAUGAUGAUGAUGAAGAUCUGAUGAUGAUGAAGAUGCAGACAGUUGAUGUGCUCUGAGGACGAUGAAGCUGAGGGUGAACCACAGCCAGCUGCUGUUUCUGUCCAGACAAACAUCUGGAAACUUCCAGAAAGAAGGAACGCUGCGAGUAGGACGACGGGAGACGAAUCUCUGUGAGAAGUUCUGUCGUCUGAGAGGAAACCUGCUCUUCAUCCUGAAGAAACAGGGUGGUAAACUGGAUGAGGUGCUGCUGUUGGAGAGAUGUGACGUGGAGAAGCUUCCAGACGAUGACAGACGACUAUCUGUCAUGUUUGUGGGCGGUGACCCCGUCGUGUUCCUGGAGUCCCGUGGCUCUGAGGACUGUUUGUCGUGGCUCGCCGUCCUGAGAGACGCCAACGGAGACGCGCUGAGGCGACGCAUCGCACGCCUCCGCCAGCUCAUCGGCAGCGGGGGGGAAGAACACCUGGAAGACGCUGGAGGUGGAGACGCAUCUACUGCUAAAGUCUCUCCACUGCACCUGAGUGUCGAGUGUAGAGGUGCGCUUGCCGUGGCAGCCAGCAGAGUCACGGUACAAGUGUGUGUGAUCGACACUCACACAGUCAGGAAGCACUGCUGCUGCCAGAUAGAAGAGGGACCGGAUGACAGCGUGUUUCUGACAUCAGUGUGUUUUCGUGGUGACUACCCUCUCUACCGCCACAGCAGGAUUAAAGUCACCGUUUACCACCGAGAGGAGCCGACCACACACGUCACAAGGAGCUUUCUGAGUUUCACCUCCUUCUCCAUCGGAGAUCUGCUCAGGUCCAAAGAGCCUCACAUCUCCCUGAGUCUCAGGACGAUGGACGGCGUGAACGAGGCCGGGGAGGUGAAGGUGUCCCGUCUGCAGAUGGAGGGAGAAACUCCUCCUGAUCACAAGUGUCCGGCUCUGUGCGACAAUCUUCACAGCUCAUUCCACAACAAAGAAAACAGUCCAAUGAUGAGAGCGGUGUUGUGUGCUCAGGUGUGUAAGGUGUACCGGUUUCAGACGGAGGAUCAAAGAUGGCUGCUGGUCCGGGAGCAGAUGUCAGAGACGCCGCUCUCUUUUUCUUUACCCAAACAGCUACUGAGCGCGCUCAUACAGAGCCACACCGGCCGGGUCCAGGAAGUGACGGAGCUCGGUGACCUUUCACCCCACUGGGACGGGCUCCGCCAUGACGUCAUCGACCACUGUGACCACCUGAUUGGCUGCUAUCGGGAAACGCUUGCUGAGCUCGACAAACUCUCAGCCUCGUCGUGUUUUAAGUCGAGCAGCAGUAAAUCAGACAAACAUCUUCAGUUUGUUCCAACAAACCUGCACUCGCAGAGGAUGGAGGUCACCGGUCCAGACAGCACAGGUGUGUGGUACGAGGUCAUAACAGUCGGGGCUCCAGCUGAUCACCACCAGGCCUUCAAACACGGAGGACUGAAGAAGCUCCUCAGUAAACACACAAACCACACAGACAGCUCCGUCUCGUACUCCCGGGACGAGAGCUCCAGAGCGAGGGAGCUGCUGGCCAGCGUGGCCCAGCUGCAGCCUCUGGUCUUCGGGCUUGCUGAGGAGCUGCUGGCCGUCUCUCUGGAGCUGAGCGCCGCGCGGCUGCAGCUGGUCCUGGACAGCCUGACUCAACAGACGGAGCAGUUCGUUCACGCGCUCAAAGACGAGCUGGUGAAGAGCGCCCUGCUGACGAUCCACAGCCAGCGUUCACCCGACGGCACCCACGUCCACAGCAACGGGCUGCUCUGUGACGACACGCCGACCAAUCAGGAGAGGCAACGGGACACGGAGUACGACGAGGAGGAAUGGGACAGGGCGUGGGCCAACGUCGCCAUGAGCCUCAACUGCAUCGUCGCCAUGGUGGACCGGCUGCAGGGCCGGGAGGACCGCCCCCUGGAGGUGACAUCAUCAGAGCAGCAGGAAGCCACGGGGGACACAAACUCUCAGAACACCGCCUCCUCUUCCUCCUCCUCCUCCUCCUCCUCCUCUGCGUCCUCCUGGCAGGAGCAGCUGCUCCCCCUGGUGCUCACUCUGAGGGACUGCGUGCGUGAGGCGGUGGGGAAGGCCCGAGCCGCCAUGACCUUCGUGGUCCUGCAGGGGGCGGUGGCCACGACCGUCGCCCAGGGACCGGCACACGUCGUCCAACGACGCCACGCCGUCUUCAGCCAGGCGCUCUCAGCCGUGGUGUGUGGUUUCAUGUUGAAGCUCUACGGAGGUCUGGAGGAUCACGACUUCCUGCUGCAGCUCCACUCUGUCGGACUCCUGGUUCAGUUUGAAGGCCUGCUCAGCACCUAUGGUGACGAGGUGGGGAUGCUGGAGGACAUGGAGGUGGGUGUGGCCGACCUGAGCAGAGUCACGUUCACCGUCACCGAGGCUAAAGGUGACGACCUGCUGCCGACGCUCAGCGGAGCAUGGGGCGGUCUGGUCGUCGAGGUCCCGUUGCCCUCAGAGACCUUCGGGUCGCUGCCGCAGAAAGUGAGAGACGGACAUUUGAUACGAGUUCAUCCGGUUCUCUUUAACAUCGGAAUCAACCAGCAGCAGAGUCUGGCUGAGAGGUUUGGUGACAGCUCCCUGCAGGAGAGAGUGAACCAGCAGAGCUGUGAGCGUCUCCGAGCGUACUGCAACACGCUGCCUCUAACGGCUGGUACCAGGUCUCUGUCGGACCUGUUGUCCUCUCUGGAUCACAGCGUGGAAACCAAGAAGAGGAAGAACGUGGGGGUUCUGUGGAUCGCUGCCACGGUGUGUCGUGAGGUGAACGGCGUGCGCCUGACGAGCUGCAAGAGUGCGAAGGACCGCACGGCGAUGUCGGUGACGCUGGAGCAGUGUGUGUUACUGAGAGAGCGACACUCACUCGGCCGGCAGCACUUCAGCAUCGCACUCGACUGCAUGAGGAGGUCUCGUCUGUCCUGGGGGCAGAUGCUCGGCUGUUACGCCCAGUCAGGAGUCACUGUCUGUGGGUUGGACCCGGGGGAGCGCCCCCCCGGCCUCCAGGGCUCGUGGCUCCCGCCGUGUUUUGCGCCCGAAGCCCCCAGACGUCACCUGUACCCGGUGGCCUUCCUCCUGGUGUCCUCUCACCUCCUGGUGCUCUGGCUCAUCCUCAGCCUGGUUAUACUGCUGGCCAAAUACCAGUAGACCAGCACGGACUGGGAGCACUGGGCACCAAGUGGACUACACGGAUGCUUGUUGUUUUAUCACUGAACAAGACAGUUUCCCAGUGUGUGUUUAUAUGUGUGUGUGUGUGUGUGUGUGUGCGUGCACAGGGACGGGUGCAGGAUGGAGAACGUGCAGAAGAACAUCGGCAGCAGGAAGUUCGCCUUCAGCGGCGUUCAGCUGCUCACUUUCCCCAAACUGUACCGACCUCCAGACGGCAGCUUCGGAUGAACACACUUUACUUUAUUCUCUGUACAGAUUUGUGUUUUUUUAUCAUUGAUUGUUUUAUCGUGUAAAGUUUGUGUAAAUGUAAUUUUUUUAUGUUGUCAUGACUCUCUGUAACGUUCACUGAACACGUUUCUGAUAUAACUGAAUACUUGAUUUAUUUCUGACAAACAUCAAAUGAAUUAAACUAAAUGUUCAGUGAUA